CUUUGGAUGGAGUGGAAAAGUGAAUAGUGAAAAAAGAGCGAGAAGGUGCUUUUUUUGAAUUAUUACCAGCAGUAGGGCAGGUAAUAAAAAUAACUUGAUUGAGUUUCUAAAGGAAAGAGUUAUCUCGCUGGAAAACGCAGCCAUGGGUAGUGUGAUUGGAUCAGCGAUGAAGGAGAAUAUGAAGGAGCAAAUAGAGGUUCAAGCUUCAAUGCAGCGUAAUAUGAUGGAGCGGCAAAUCAAGCUGCAGCUGAUGCUGCGCGAUCGCCAGGUGGCCAUGCAGCUGGCUCGCGGCCGUGAGAUGUUCAACUGGUAUGCGACCUUUGCGCUGGUCGUGUCUGGUGCGUGCAUCGGUGGGUUCCGCAAGACCAAGAACCCGGCAGUGUUUGCUCCACUGCUUCCAAUUUCCUUUGUCACCGCUUACCAAUGGGAUAUGUGCUACAAUGGAAAGAUGAACAGAAUUCGCGCUGGGGCAGAGAAGAUUAUGGCUGACGAGCAAGAUCUCAUUGGUAUUCCAGCUGGUCCACCGUCAGUUCGCAAGAUCGACGAAGAGCUAAGAAAAACGAUUUAGAUUUCCGCUCACCCGGCAUCGUAUGAUUGGUGUCGCCAUCAACAUGAACAUGGAGAUUCUGCUCUGCUAUCCAGACUGGUUUCUCAAUAGGCAAGUUGUACACUGCUGGCCUCGGCUUUCACACCACUGUAGUGCAGUGUGUAAAAGCCAGAUUAACUUAUAGAACUUUGCACCGAUUUCUAGGUUUUUUUGUUUGUUUGUUUGUUGUUUGCGGUCGUUUCAAUGCUGUCUAUUUGAAAACCGCAAUAGAUUUGUGCGCCUCAUGAUAUGGCAUCCCCACAGCAUUCCUUUCUUAUUCUACUUUUUAUGUACUGUCAAGACUCAGACCACUUCCAUGUGCUCUGCAUAUCAUACAUUAGUUUAUAAAUGACUUUGGGAUACCAUUUGUGUCCAAGCAUCUGAUAAUGAUAUACGCUAUGCUGUGUGCAUACUAGCGAGUGCGCUA
Sycon ciliatum is the source of this 1013-nucleotide messenger RNA. Its product is annotated as plasminogen receptor (KT)-like. Gene Ontology annotation, cellular component: plasma membrane. Bases 143 to 568 code for a protein of 141 amino acids. The transcript is spliced from 3 exons. The record is from RefSeq and is a predicted model, not a curated record. Gene Ontology annotation, biological process: positive regulation of plasminogen activation. NCBI's taxonomy places the organism in Eukaryota, Metazoa, Porifera, Calcarea, Leucosolenida, Sycettidae.